CGCGUGCGCAGUGCGCUCCCGCGCUGGCCGGGUUCCGCGGAGUGUCAUGGCGGCGCCCAGGGCCGCAGCGGGCGGCUUCCUGAAAGAUGUCGUGGCCUACGUGGAAGUGUGGUCCUCCACGGAGAGGGAGAACUAUUCCAAGACCUUCUCACACCAGCUCACGGCCAUGGGGGCCAAGGUCUCAAAAACUUUUAACAAACAAGUGACUCAUGUGGUUUUUAAAGAUGGAUACCAGAGCACCUGGGACAAGGCCAAGAAGAGAGGGGCAAAGCUUGUGUCGGUGCUGUGGGUGGAAAAAUGCAGGACGGCAGGAGCACACGUGGACGAGUCCCUGUUCCCUGCGGUCAACACCAAGGAGCCUUUGCCAGGUCUGCUUAGGAAAAAACAUAAGUGUAUGCAGCCGAAAGACUUUGUUCCAAAAACACCAGAAAAUGAUAGAAGACUGCAGAGGAAAUUUGAGAAAAUGACUGAAGAGCUACAGAGGCAGAAGAUGACCUCAGGGCCGGAUGCUCCCGUUCUCUUGUUUGAGUGUCCGGGCUCGCUGACGUACAGCCCGUCUGCCACCUUCCGCAGUCACCAGAACGCCACGGAGAAGAGGCUGGAGGAGACGGAGAAGAGGGAAGAGCUCUCCCCGACAUCUUCCCCCGUGACUGGGCAGCCUCGGAAGAACCCAGGAACCUCUUUCCCUGAGGCAUCCUGUGACGUGCCACUUGAUCCUUUGUGUUCAGGUAAACUCUGGGCCCGCAGUUUGCACCCAUCUUUCCGUGGUCUCUGUGAAAACCAGGACGAGAACCGGGGAGGCUCUGCGCGUGGCGCCUGCGCUUCCUUGUCCGCGAUGAUGGACAGUACUCGGCCAUCGCCAUCAUCCACGUCCCCCAGCCAGCCACAUCCCCGGGAACCCGUGAGCAGUCCUCUCGGGGAGGAAAGAAGCUGCCAGAGAGACCGGCCAGGGGAACCGGCCAGCCCGGACCCAGCACGAGCUGCAAGCGCGUCUGAGAAGCUGGCUGGAAAAUAUAGUUUGUCUCCGGCAGUGUCAACAGAAGACCACCUUUUAGCACAUUCCAGACCCAGCUCCUCCACAAAGAGAAAAAGAACAGCGGUGGACCUGAGUUCAGCUCCAAAAGAAAAACUGAAGAGGAGGAGCCACAGCAGAGGGCCCGCCCUGCGGCCCUGGACCAAGACAGGGCCCAGCCUGCCACCGCCGGCCCAGCCCGCCCCACUGUCCCCUGGCUGUGGCGGGGUGUCCUACGAGGACUACUUCUCAGCUGACAAUCUGAAGGAGAGGAAAUCAGAGCUGCUCCCGGCUCUGUCUUCCCCCCUCAGCUGCCGGAGCUUUUCUAAGAGGGAGAGAAGAAGCGUCUUAGAAAGGUCUGAUUUUUCCUGCAUGGGUGAAAAAUCCAGACCGGUCCACAUGAGCGAUUUAGCUGCAAAAACGAACUCCCAUCUUCAUAAACCUGCAGUUGACAACAUGCGUCCCGCUUCUAGUUGUGUGGCUUUAGAAGAACCAGCUGCAGUGGAGCAAGGCCCAGGCCACACCCGGCAGGCUGGCCCUCUGCAGAGGGGAGACUCCCACUCAACAGAGGGCACCCACCCUCACGGUGCAGACCCCUCUCCAUGCCCAGCGGAGCCCUCUGGCGGCCGAAGGCCCGGGCAGAGCCCCCGAGAGGAUGUGAGAGAUCGGACAGGCACGGAAAGCGCCCAGAAAGAAGACGAUUGUGGGCUUGACUUUGGAGAAGACUCGAACACAGAGAGAUCCGCAGAAGACAAGGAAAACGUGUCCUCCAGCUGCAGUGAAAAUGUUAAAAAUGGACCAGCAAGGCGUGAUUUUCCAGACAACCCCUGUACAGGCUUUCAGAACCUUGUCAGACCUGAGGAGCCAAAGAAAAGUGAGAAAGGGAAGAAGCCAACAAGAACAUUAGUCAUGACAAGCAUGCCAUCUGAGAAGCAGAACGUCGUCAUCCAAGUGGUGAAGAAACUGCACGGCUUCUCGUUUUCCCCCGAGGUCUGCGAGACCACCACCCACGUGCUGGCCGGGAGGCCGCUCCGCACCCUGAACGUGCUGCUCGGCAUGGCCCGAGGCUGCUGGGUCCUGUCCUACGAAUGGGUACUGUGGUCUUUGGAGCUGGGUCACUGGAUUUCUGAGGAACCUUUUGAACUUUCAACUCACUUCCCUGCUGCUCCUGUCUGCCGACGUGAGCGCCAACUCUCCGCCGGCCAGUACCAGGGAACCCUCUUUGCUGACCAGCCCUUGAUGUUCAUCACCCCGGCCAGCAGCCCCCCCAGAGCCAAGCUGUGCGAGCUGGUGCUCCUGAGCGGAGGCCACGUCAGCCCAACCUCCCAGCAGGCCGUCAUCGUCAUCGGACCCUACACUGGAAAGAAGAAAGCCACCGUCAAGUAUCUGUCAGAAAAAUGGGUCUUAGAUUCCAUCACUCAGCACAAGGUGUGUGACUUUGAAAACUACUUGUCUCUUCAGUGACGAGAGCUUGGCCUGUGGCCACUGCGGCAGGCUUGCAGAGCUACCUUACAUCCCCAAGUGAGAAGUGGCUGUGAAAGAAGGAUCUCGUGUGCCGAGGACGGCUGCGGCCCCGCGUCUGCCCCGCGUCUGCCCCGCGUCUGCCCCGCGUCUGCCCCGUGUGUGAUGGGGCCUUCGUCUCCAGAACGCAUGCGUGACCUGCUGGUGGUCGCGCCUGUAUCCCCCAGCAGCGCUGGCCAGGCUCCUGCUAGGCGCUUUUUCUGCUAGGCUAGUUUUUUAUACCUUAGUCAUAAUCAUAAUUAAAAUGACACCGAAAUUUGUCCUUAAAGCAUUGUACUCCCAGAAUAAAAACUAACUUCAAUUGUUUGACUGCCAAGAAUAGCCAGAGAACCCCAUACAUCUAUUGGCUUCUCGGGAUGUGAUAGUCCUAGUAAAUACGAAGGCUGUUCGCCUGUGAUUGAAGUUCCGUUGAUGUAUCUGAGGUCCCCCCACGGUGACUGUGGAGGAUGUGUGGCGGUGUUGUAUGAUGAGCUCGCUCCUGUGGGCAGCGCAGCACUGGCAAAAGGCCGAAGCCUGCACCGGCCCACGGUGCCCUGGAAGGUAGAGGAACACCAGUCCCAGUAGGAGGGGAGAUGGCGCUGAAUGCUCACCACACGGUAUUGUUACCUUAUUUGUCUGCUCCCUGUCUGAGCGACUGAAGUCCUAUCUGCCCAACGCUUCACUCAGAAAAUGCCUGCCGCCCUAGCCUCUGCCCACAGAGGCUGUGUCUGCAGUGCCAAAGAGUGACUGGACCACACUCCACGCAUGUGCCCUGCUCGCAAGGGAAGCUCGGCCUGUAGGCAGAAGCCACUGAGUGCUCCGUCCCCUGACGUAACCCCCCACCUCCGCUCCCUGCGGAUCAUGCCCACCAAGGUUGCCCUAAGUGAUGUCUAAUUCGUAAGUGCUCUCUUGCAGUUUAUUAAACCUCCUUCCCACUCUGACCUCUGAGGCUGGGCAGGUGGGUUCUUAUUUUUUCCUUUGCUCAUCAAAAGUAGAUAUUCGCUCAUUUAAAGACUUUAAGACAAGUGUCAGGGUUUGGAAAGCGUAUGACCCCAGUAAGGUCAACUCACCCAUCUAUAUGUACACUGACUGAGGACAGGUAAGUUGGCAUAGUGGCUUAUUCAUAAGAAUAUCCACACCCUUGAUACACAUAAUAGAAAUAAAACAUCCUAAUAGAAGAAAUCUUUAUGAUGU
Molecule: messenger RNA, 3706 nt
Organism: Dipodomys spectabilis (banner-tailed kangaroo rat)
Lineage: Eukaryota; Metazoa; Chordata; Mammalia; Rodentia; Heteromyidae
Gene: Mcph1
Product: microcephalin 1
Exons: 14
Coding region: 47-2476 (809 amino acids)
Biological process (GO): cerebral cortex development; mitotic cell cycle
Source: RefSeq, a predicted model, not a curated record